Molecule: messenger RNA, 453 nt
Organism: Rasamsonia emersonii CBS 393.64
Lineage: Eukaryota; Fungi; Ascomycota; Eurotiomycetes; Eurotiales; Trichocomaceae
Exons: 1
Source: RefSeq, a predicted model, not a curated record
UGGCUUUCCAGCUCCGCGGUCGCUGGCCACUGUGGCAUCGUUGUCUGUGAUCGCUGCUGCUCUAACGAGAAUCAUUCCUCGACGCGUGCUAGGCUCGUUGUCCGCUAUUCCUGCUCCAGCUUGAUCGUCUGCUUCCUACUCGCUGUUCACCGUCCUUUCCGCCGGUCUCCUUGCUCGUCCACUAUCCGCCUCCUAUUUCCCUCUGUGGACCUCCACUCUCUCCAAGUCUUGUCUCUCGUUCGUCAAUCUCCUCGUUCUCUCCAAGUGGAGGUUCGUGGUCUAGUUAUCGAGUCUGUCCUCUCGACUCGUGACCCUUUUCAUUCUAACGUCGAAACCAGUCGUGCCUUUCUGCUUUGGGUUGUCUGCCACCGCUUCUUCGUCCGCUCUUUUGUGCCUGUUAUUUGCUGUUUAUCGUCAAUUAUCGGUUUCCCGCUUCAAACUGCUCGUGCAUAG